UCAGUGUGGCCACUAAAGCCUGCCUUCCUAGGCUGACUAGGUUAAGUAAGGUGGAGCAAAUGGCUCCACCCCAAAAGCAGUCUUUAGAACUGUGAGCCAAGCCCCAGGGUGGAACCGGAACUUACCUUUGUACUUCAUGCUGGUCAAGGUUGGUGGUAACUGGCUGAGUGGUUGUGGAACUGGCUGCCAUCCUGACACGUCUCAGAGCUUCAAGCAGGUUUGAAUCCAGAAUCCUUGUGGCCCUAUUCCCCUCUUAUUCUUUAUCCUUUUCCCUUGGGGUUUUUCCCACAAGUCUCAUAUAAUUGCUGCUGCCCCUGAGAACCCCUGUGUUAGUCACAGGAUUUUUACUACCUGACUAGAGGGUAAUAAUCCACUUUUUAUAAAUCCUGGGAGACUCAAGUCUCCACUAUUUCGUGGCAGCAAGAAGUGCUGGGAAGGCCCUGGCCAGGUGGCUCAGUUGGCUGAAGUAUCACCCCAUACACUAAAAGGUUGUGGGUUUGAUUCCCCCAUCCCCGUCAGGGCGCAUAUGGAGGCCACUGUUUGAUGUUUCUCUCACAUCAAUGUUUCUCACUCCCUUUCUAAAAAUCAAUAAACAUAUUCUCGGUAAGGAUUUUUUUUUUAAGUACUAGGAAGGAUGGAUCCAGUGCAUUAUCAGCUGAGAGUACAAGUUAGGGAUCAGGGUGGAGGUAGGAAUAUGGUAUGAGGCCUAAAUGACUGCCCUGCCUUCUAUAGGUCUCACCAGUGAACAAUCAUGGCUUCUCAGCUUCUUGGGCUGACAGAAGAGUCUGGCCUGAGCCCUGGGGAAUCAGAACUGGCUGUGAACCCCUUUGAUGGGCUCCCCUUCUCUUCCCGCUACUAUGAACUGCUUGAACAGCGCCGAACCUUACCCAUCUGGGCUGCUCGCUUUAUCUUCUUGGAGCAAUUGGAGAGUAGCCCCAGUGGAGUGGUGCUUGUGUCGGGAGAGCCUGGCUCUGGCAAGAGCACCCAGAUCCCUCAGUGGUGUGCAGAGUUUGCGCUGGCCAGGGGGUUCCAGAAGGGCCGAGUAACUGUCACUCAGCCCCACCCUCUGGCAGCCCUGAGCCUGGCCGUGCAGGUUGCUGAUGAGAUGGACCUGACCCUGGGUCAUGAGGUUGGAUACAGCAUCCCCCAGGAGGACUGCACUGGGCCCCACACCCUGCUAAGGUUUUGCUGGGACAGGCUGCUUCUUCAGGAGGUGGCCUCGACCCGGGGCUCUGGAGUCUGGGGUGUGCUGGUGCUGGAUGAGGCUCAGGAGCGGUCAGUGGCCUCAGAUUUGCUCCAGGGUCUGCUGCGACAUGCCAUGCUGGAAAACCUUCCAGGGGACCCCAGAGUGGUGGUGGUAACUGACUCAGCCCUUGAACCUAAGCUCCAAGCCUUCUGGGGAAAUCCUCCUACUGUGCAUGUACCCAGAGGGCCUGGCAGUUGUCCCACUCCCAUCUACAGGGACACUGUCCCUACUAAUCGAGUAGAAGCUGCCUGCCAAGCUGUGCUUGAAUUGUGUCAAAAGGAGGCCCCGGGAGACGUGCUAGUGUACCUGCCCAGUGAGGAGGAAAUUUCCCUGUGCUGUGAAUCCUUGUCCAGAGAGGUAGGAACCUUGGAUCUCCAAGGACCUCCACCACUGGUGCUGCCCCUUCACCCAAGCCAUGGUCAAGCUGUUCAGGCUGUGUACGAGGACACAGAUUCAGGUGCCCGAAAGGUUGUGGUCACUCACUGGCUGGCUGACUUCUCCUUCUCCCUCCCUUCUAUUCGACAUGUCAUUGACUCAGGACUGGAGCUUCGAAGUGUGUACAAUCCUCAGAUCCGAGCAGAAUCCCAAGUGUUGAGGCCAAUCAGCAAGCGUCAGGCAGAGGCAAGACAACUACGGGCAAGAGGGACCCCUCCAGGAUCCUGCCUCUGCCUAUAUCCUAAGUCCUUCCAAGAACUAGAAGCUCCCUCAUUGCCCCAACCCAGAGUGUGUGAGGAGAAUCUGAGCCCCCUGGUAUUACUGCUAAAGAGGAAACAGAUUGCAGAGCCAGGGGAGUGUCACUUCCUGGACCGGCCUGCUCCAGAAGCACUGAUGCAGGCUCUGGAAGACUUAGACUAUCUGGCAGCCCUGGAUGAUAAUGGGGACCUGUCUGACCUGGGUGUCAUCCUAUCAGAGUUCCCCCUGCCCCCUGAGUUGGCCAAAGCCCUGCUGGCUUCGUGCGAGUUUGACUGUGUGGAUGAGAUGCUCACCCUCGCUGCCAUGCUCACUGCUGCUCCUGGGUUUACCAGUCCUCCACUCUGUGCAGAAGAAGCUGCCUUACGUCGGGCCCUGGAACAUGUGGAUGGUGAUCACAGUUCUCUGAUCCAGGUGUAUGAAGCCUUUAUACAGAGUGGAGCAGACAAGUCUUGGUGCCAGGCUCGGGGUCUAAACUGGGCAGCACUGUGCCAAGCCCAGAAAUUUCGAGGAGAACUCCUAGAACUUAUGCAACGAAUUGAACUUCCCGUGUCCCAACCAGCUUUUGGCUCUGAGAAGAAUCGCAAAGACCUUCAGAAAGCACUGCUGUCUGGAUACUUCCUUAAGGUGGCCCGAGACACAGAUGGAACUGGAAAUUACCUGCUCCUAACCCAUAAGCACGUGGCUCAGCUCUCCCCGUACUGCUGCUACCGAAGCCGCCGGGCUCCAGCCAGGCCUCCACCAUGGGUGCUUUACCACAGUUUCUGCAUUUCCAAAGACAACUGCCUUUCCGUUGUUACUGAGAUUCAACCACAGAUGCUGGUGGAGUUGGCCCCUCCAUAUUUCCUGAGUAACCUGCCCCCCAGUGAAAGCAGAGACUUCCUGAACCAGCUGAGGGAAGAAAUGGCGGAUUCUUCCACAGAGAGUGAAGCCUCCUCCUCCCAAGAGUUUGUGCAUGCCUGUGUCCUGCAGUGACCUGCCUGAGAAAUGAAGUAGAACUCAUUGUCUUCAAUCCUCCCUCAGUUUAGCA
Messenger RNA from Molossus molossus (Pallas's mastiff bat), 2966 nucleotides. RefSeq names its product DEAQ-box RNA dependent ATPase 1 (gene DQX1). Gene Ontology annotation, molecular function: RNA binding. The transcript has 11 exons. The record is from RefSeq and is a predicted model, not a curated record. NCBI's taxonomy places the organism in Eukaryota, Metazoa, Chordata, Mammalia, Chiroptera, Molossidae. Bases 752 to 2911 code for a protein of 719 amino acids. Gene Ontology annotation, cellular component: spliceosomal complex; intracellular anatomical structure.